This is a messenger RNA of Aureobasidium namibiae CBS 147.97, 540 nucleotides long. RefSeq names its product DNA replication complex GINS protein-like protein psf3. Lineage: Eukaryota; Fungi; Ascomycota; Dothideomycetes; Dothideales; Saccotheciaceae. Gene Ontology annotation, cellular component: GINS complex. The record is from RefSeq and is a predicted model, not a curated record. The transcript has 5 exons. Gene Ontology annotation, biological process: mitotic DNA replication initiation. Bases 1 to 540 code for a protein of 179 amino acids.
AUGGGCUCAUACUACAACAUCGAUGCAAUCUUGACAGAUUCUCAGAAAGUACCUUGCACCUUUGAACUCUCGGUUCCCAACCUAGGAUACCUGCAGGGUAACCCAGGAGAAGAUAUAAAACAAGGCUCGAAAGUUGAGCUACCACUAUGGCUAGCCGAAAUGCUGGCCGUGAGCAAUCCCUCAGGGAAUUCAUCACUAGCAACUCUCGACCUACCCCAAGCACUAUCCCAACGCGUCAUGAAUGCCCUGAAAGCAGACCCAAAAACAGUAGAUCUACGAGCACAAGCCCAGCACUUUUACAACAUCGGGGCUCGCAUGCUGGAACUUUUCGAAGAAGAGGAAAUGGUCGAUAUCUUGACCGACACAUUCAAACAGCGUGCAGUCGAAAUCUCAGAUCAAGCGCUGAACUCACGAAGUGCAUUGGGUGAAGGCGCUGAAUUUGCAAGGGGUCUGGACGACACAGAACGACAAUUGUUCCGUGCCGCUCACGAUGGCAACAACGCAGUAAGGAAAUGGUUUGAGACAGCCCAGAAGUCUUGA